This is a messenger RNA of Canariomyces notabilis, 1785 nucleotides long. Its product is annotated as glycosyltransferase family 57 protein. The transcript has 2 exons. Gene Ontology annotation, molecular function: dolichyl pyrophosphate Man9GlcNAc2 alpha-1,3-glucosyltransferase activity. Bases 1 to 1785 code for a protein of 594 amino acids. Gene Ontology annotation, cellular component: endoplasmic reticulum membrane. The record is from RefSeq and is a predicted model, not a curated record. Lineage: Eukaryota; Fungi; Ascomycota; Sordariomycetes; Sordariales; Chaetomiaceae. Gene Ontology annotation, biological process: protein N-linked glycosylation.
AUGGCCGGGCCUUCGCCUUCUCCUCAUAAACCAAGGCGGAAGGCCAAGCAGCGGGCUGGCAACGCGACAGGCAGCCUCAGCAGUGCCAGCUCGGUCGAGACAUCGGUUCGCACUCCGUCAUUCCCCCUCGCUGCUUUUCUCUGGCCGGCAAGGGGCUCCGUCUCGCAAUGGGAAUUGCUGCCUCUGAUCCUCAUGACCGCUGGGCUGUUCCGCUGGGCUGCCGGACUCUGGGGCUACUCGGGCUUCGAGAAACCGCCCAUGUUUGGCGACUACGAGGCGCAACGGCACUGGAUGGAGAUCACGACACAGCUUCCCAUAUCUCAAUGGUAUUUCCACGACUUGCAAUGGUGGGGCCUUGACUACCCGCCUCUGACGGCGUACCACAGCUGGCUCUGCGGCAAGGUCGGCUCGCUCAUCGACCCUUCCUGGUUCGCUCUUUUCUCGUCCCGUGGCAUACACGACCCGACGCUGAAGAUAUUCAUGAGGGCCACCGUGGUGGUGUCGGAAUACCUGAUCUACGUCCCCGCUGUCGUCGUCUUCGUCCGUCGUUUCAGCAAGCUGAAUGGCGUUGCAAGCUGGCCUGCUUCGGUUGCCCUUGUCGCCAUCCUGAUGCAGCCCGCCACAAUCCUCAUUGACCAUGUUCACUUCCAGUACAAUACUGUGAUGCUUGGCUUUGUGGUAGCAAGCAUGUCCAGCAUGCUGGCAGGCCGCAAUCUCUGGUCAGCCGUCUUCUUCGUCGCCGCCCUGGGCUUCAAGCAAAUGGCGCUGUACUACGCCUUGUCCGUCUUUGCCUACCUCCUUGGCAGCUGCGUGUUCCCGCGAAUCAACAUCCCCCGUCUCGUCUCAAUCGCAGCAAUCACAGUAGCAUCGUUCGUGAUCCUGCUACUGCCACUAGUCGUCGGCGCCCUCUACGACGCAAGGCGCGGCAUCGAUUCUCGGCCUGACCUCGACGGGCCUCGCCCCCCACUGCCAUUGUUCCAAGGCCUCGCAGAAUAUCUCGACACGGAAGCCUUCUACUACCCUGUGGUCGAACAACUAGUACAGAUGGUCCACCGGGUCUUCCCUUUCGCUCGCGGCCUGUUCGAGGACAAGGUUGCCAACUUUUGGUGUGCUCUAAAUGUGGUUGUCAAGAUCAAAAACUAUCCGCCCAAGCUGCUGCAGCGUGGUGCAUUGAUUGCGACCCUGGCGUCGAUCCUUCCUCCGAACCUUGUUCUCUUCUUGCGGCCGAGGAAAACCCUGCUACCGCUGGCGUUUGCGACCACAGCAUGGGGCUUUUUCUUGUUCAGCUAUCAGGUCCACGAAAAGAGUGUCUUGCUCCCCCUGAUGCCCAUGACCUUGCUACUGGCAGGGAAUCAGGGACUCAGUAAGAAUACCCGUGCCUGGGUCGGCUUCGCCAACAUUCUCGGAUGCUGGACCAUGUUUCCCUUGUUGCAACGAGUCGACUUGGUGGUGCCGUACACGGUCCUGACGCUUCUCUGGGCUUAUCUUCUGGGUCUUCCACCGACUUCGAUCAGCGCUUACACCCAGGAUGGAUCCCGCAGUUUGAGCCAGUGGGCAACCCUCUUCGUACACGGUGCGUUUUACUUGGCCAUGGCACUAUGGCACGUCCUGGCCAUGUCGUUGGCUCCACCGCCGGACAAGCCGGACCUGUGGGUGGUGGCCAACGUUGGUGUUGGUGCUGCUGGCUUCUCGCUCUGCUAUCUGUGGUGUCUAUGGAGACUGAUGCUGGAAGGCGAAACCCUGCCCGCGUCAUGGGUCGGGAGGGCGAAAACCAAGACUCAAUAG